AUGGUGGCAAACAGUACGUCAAGUAAUUCAGAAAGAGGGAAGGACUCGGGACGUCCUGUUGAAAAUGGAAAGGCUGAUCAACCCGAAUCAGCACUUCGUAAACAACCGCUCCCAACUGUUGAAUUGCCUGAGGUCAAAAAAACGGAACAACGAGGCAAAACACGGACUUCGCGGCUUAUUGACGUUGCAAUCAUUCACAAGCACCUUGGAAUACAGGUUGAUUGCAAGAAGAAGAAUGACCAACGUGUUGAUGCAACUGGCAACACGAGGAUGGCUGAAAAACGCCUGCCGCUACCAAGUAAAAAAAAUCCGAUUGAGGCACGCAACGGUGUCUCCGAAAUAGUUUCCAACGAACCUAAUAAUAGUGAUCACGACAAAAGAGUUCCUAAUGGAGAAGGUGAAUUGCAGAGGAAAAGUGGGAACUUAAAUAAAUCACUGGAACAUGAAAGUGGGCAGAAAAUUCGGGAUGAGAAGCAUUCUGGUCACAAACCUGAAGCACAACCCUCGCCGGAUUCAAAUAUUGUUAUUAUGAGUUCUGGCAGGUUUAUUGUCAUCUCUUCCGAGCCUAAGGUGGCCGUCUUUCCUCCUGGAAGUCAAAUUCAUCUUGGCGAUCUAAGGCAUCACUCUUUCUAUACCUCUGGUUAUAAUAUGUCAAAUGAUUCCAUAGUGAUACCACUUUAUUAUUCGGCACCCGUUUCCAAUCAAACCACAGCCGAAAACAAACUUGCUCCUGAAAACACAGGACUUGAAGGGCAGCUUCCAGGAGAUGGACCAGAAGGUGUAGUGAAUAGUGGGUUGGCUAAUGAAGAUCUAUCAACCCACACGUUCCCUCGUGGUUCGAUUUUCGCUGUGAGCCAUGAUCAGCCACUUAUCCUCCAAGAUAUUCAAGUAACAGCCAUAUUUUCUCCUAAUACCUGGAUCUAUAUAACUUGA
Molecule: messenger RNA, 933 nt
Organism: Rodentolepis nana
Lineage: Eukaryota; Metazoa; Platyhelminthes; Cestoda; Cyclophyllidea; Hymenolepididae
Source: the annotation of a GenBank genome assembly